CUUAGCGACCGUCAUAUUGGCUGUCAGGAACAGGAACGACCACGGGCUUGAUGCAGUUUCGGCCAUGAGAAAAAAUAUGCUAUUUUCUGUUGUUCGCGGUACUUUCAGAAGUCAAAAUUAAAAAUAGAUUAUGGUUUUUAGGCAUUUGAAAAUCAGAAGCUAUCGGAAUGAUAUCAAAAACGUCCCGCUUACAUUUUUGUGUUUCGUCCGACACCGUGGACCGCAAGGGGGAUAUGUGCCUGACUUCUUUUGAUAGCCAUUUUUUGCAGACAAAGAGAGCGGUUGAGUAGCGGUUCCUAAAGACAAAAGGGUCUUGGCCUCCUAUCCAUGGAGAAAGUGGGCAAGAUGUGGAGCAACCUGAGGAGCAGAUGCCAGACCCUCUUUCACAGCGAUGGUGCGGGACCUAGCAGCGAGAGCAGCGUGGAGGUGGAUGGUGUCCACUGUGUGGUCGACCUCGGUCGGGGAGGCACCGUAGGCGAGUCCCAGGCUUCCCGGGCCUCCAGCCCGUCUCGGAGCCUCCUGCCUCUCCCUCUGGUGACUGCGGGCCGCCGUCACAACUGUGUGUCAGACAUCCCUCAGAUUGUGGAGAUCACUAUAGACAAGGAGAGCGAGGACGUGAGGGGGAGCCCUGGGGGGGUCCCUCUGGCCCGGAGAGACUCUUACUCUCGGCACGCACCUUGGGGGGGCAAGAAAAAACACUCGUGUUCCACUAAGACCCAGAGUUCCCUCGAGGCGGACCGGCGGUCGGGGCGCUCCCGGGGGGCGUCCAGCCGCAGGGACCGGCGCUACGGCGUGAGCUCCAUCCAGGAGAUGGCUGACUCAGGGGCCGGGGGCCACAGCCUCAGCGCCCGCUCUCUGCGGCAGCGCCUGAGCGAGACGGUGGGCCUGUGCCUCCCCCUGCCCCCCCGCCGGCGCUCCCGCUCCUCCAAGACCCCGGUCGCCUCCAAACGCAAGAUCCACCUGACGGAGCUGAUGCUGGAGACCUGUCCCUUCCCACCGGGCUCGGACCUCGCCCACAAGUGGCACCUCAUCAAGCAGCACACGGCGCCCGUCAGCCCGCAUUCCUCCACCGCGCUGCUGGACGCCUUCGAUCCGGCCCACCCCUCCCCGGAGGACGAAGAAGAGCGCCUGCGCGAGCGCCGCCGGCUCAGCAUCGAGGAGGGCGUGGACCCGCCGCCCAACGCCCAGAUCCACACCCUGGAGGCCUCCGUGCAGGGCUCCUCUCUGUACAAACUGGGACCAAAGAUGGCCCCCUGCACGGCCGAGGCCUCGGGGGAGGCCCGCGGGGCCAGCUCAUCGGCAGGGUCCAUAGCGUCGGGGGCGUCGUUGCAGGUGCUGGGCGGGGCGUCGUCUCUGGACUGCGACUCGGAGGAGGACUCAACCACCCUCUGCCUGCAGGCCCGCCGGCCCAAGCAGCGCCACGCCUCCGGGGAGGGUCACCUGAGCCGCAGCCAGCCGGGGCCCUGGAAGGUGCACACCCAGAUCGACUACAUCCACUGCCUGGUGCCAGACCUGCUGCAGAUCACAGCACUGCCCUGCUACUGGGGCGUGAUGGACCGCUACGAGGCUGAAGCGCUGCUGGACGGCCGCCCCGAGGGCACCUUCCUGCUGCGCGACUCGGCUCAGGAGGACUACCUCUUCUCCGUCAGCUUCCGCCGCUACAACCGCUCGCUGCACGCGCGCAUCGAGCAGUGGAACCACAACUUCAGCUUUGACGCCCACGACCCCUGCGUGUUCCACUCGUCCACCGUCACGGGCCUCCUGGAGCACUACAAAGACCCCAGCGCCUGCAUGUUCUUCGAGCCGCUGCUCACGGCGCCGCUCCACCGGACCUUCCCCUUUGGCCUGCAGCACCUGGCCAGGGCCGCCAUCUGCCGCCAGACCACUUACGACGGCAUCGGCGGCCUGCCACUGCCCCCGGCCCUGCAGGACUUCCUCAAGGAGUAUCACUACAAACAGAAAGUGCGUGUGCGCUGGCUGGAGAGGGAGCCCCCACUCAAGGUCAAAUAGCGUGGGGGGGGGGGGGGUCCCCCCGCAGCCUGCCCGGGCACACUCAUGUGGCUGGAGGAGGCCCAAACUAGAGAACCUUCCCAUCAGCCACCUGGAGAGACCGACACUGGCAUGGCUCUCUGUCAGGCUGGGGGGAGGAGUUUAGGUGAAAAUGAGCUAUACCAGAUUCAUUCUAAUCUCUUAUUGUUUUACUUAUUACUUGCGUCACAUGGAAUACAUGCGUAUGAUUAUAUUCAGUAUAACGCUGUCUGGCAAGCACAUGGUUUUUAGCGUUGAACAGGUUUUUAUGGAAAGGGAGAAGGAAGCAAGUAUGCUUGGCCUCCCUCUUUUAUCUCUCUCUUUUGGUUCUUUGUGUCUGCCUGAUCCCAACAGCAUUACCCUGCCUGUUGACCUGCCUGCCCCCCCUCCCCCUGCCUCCACUUCGGCCCACAGGGUUAGCUGUGCUGUACAGUCCACUCUCUCACCCAUUCACUUCUCCUACUGGAUUACGCACCAAGAAGAGCCAUCUAGAGGGAUUGGUGAGAAGAGAACAGGGUUUUCACCCCGGUUUAACUCUUACUAUAAAGUUUAAAACUCCCUCACGGCUCGGCCCGUGACUCCUCCUUCUCGUAUGAACACAUAGCUAGCGUUUCAGAAGCUUGAAGUAACAUUACCAGCCACGGCUCACAGGUCUGGAGGGAGGGGAUUGUAGCCGAUAACAGCUUCUUUCAAGCUCGGCUUCCCUCUACUCUCACAGGGAGCAAGGCAUACACAGGUGUGUGUGUGUUACUGUUGACGGUCGCCUAUAUUGCCAGGGUACUGAUCUUGCAGCCCUACAUUUAGUUUUCUCAACCCUUUUCCUGAAGCAUAGGCCAAUGGCCAUGCCCCGCAGCCAUGGGCGGUAUAGGGAUACUGUUUUCAAUGACUGAAUCAUUUAACAAAUAAUUGUUGUCGUGCUCACAGCAGUCUUGUCAGUGGUUCACAACUGGCAACAGGCACUUUAAUUGUGUGCAUGCAGUGUGGUCGUGUACCUUUACAUACAGACACACACAAACAGACUCAGUUCCCAGAUGCUUCAGGUGGGAGAUUGCGUUUGCCAGUUACAAUCUGACUGGUUUCUUUCCGAAGCUGCUUUACAGUGUCUGAGAGGCUGUCUUUCCACCCCCACGUCCCGCCCGGGCCCCAUCUCAGUGGCAUCCUCCAUGCUGCUCACUCUAAAUGAUUCAUGACUAAUGUUUAGUCACCCAUUGACCCCUAAGAAUACUCUACACUGCUCCCUGUGUGUGUGUGUGUGUGUGUGUGUGUGCUGGUUUGCUAGUGGUUGUUUGUGUGCGGGGGGCUAAAUAUCUGCACAGUCAGCACCCUCCACCCUCCAUUGAUGUUCCGCACACUGUUAUCUCAAAAUCCUCCCCCCCCCCCUCCUUCCUUGCAUAACGACACCACCAUUAUCCCUCCGCUCGGUGAACUCUGUUUACUUGAGCUACGUAACCCAGACUGCUAGCCAUGUCCACAAACGAGUAGGCCUACAUUGUGAAAGCUUUUGCGCGAGGAAGAAAAUUCGACAAACAAUAGUGUGACCUCUGUGCCUUUUCAGAGAGCCUCCUGCGCCUUCUGUCUGAGCCUGGUGGCAUGAAAUGUUCCAGUGUUUUCUAUUCUGACGCUCUCUAAAGAGGCUGAGGAUGAGGAGGGGGGAUUAAGAGGUUCUGCGCUCGCGCUCUCUCUAACGUUCAAGGUGCACACUCGUUAUCUGGAGAAAUCUGUUGGUGCGUUCGGCAGUGGUGCUAUUCUCCCCCCCCCCCAUCUGGAACCUAGUCACAGCUGUGUCCUCCACUUUAGGUAGCAUGCUUCCCUGUCCUACCUGACACUAGUCCCUUUGUCCUGGUGCUGAAUGUCAGAGGAACUAGCAAUCCUGGUCUGGUCUCGUCCAUUGUACCCUGAAGAUCUUAACUAUCAAGAGUAAACAUAAUUUCCGAAAUGGAAAAAGAUUAAUUUUAAACGUGUCCAGGUAAUAAUGUUUCUAUUGAAACUCAAGACUGGAGGUGGUAGUGAUGGGGCAGGGCGGUGUCAGGAACUGUCCCACAGACACAGUGUCUGUAAAGGCACAGCUGGAGAGACACACAGGCUUGCAUCUGUAAACCCUAUGUACAACUUAACAAAAUAUGGGGGAACUCGCAAAGAACAUGUUUGAGAAUCCUAUCUGUAAGCAAUGUAUACUAAUAUAGUUCUAACUAAUAUGUGAUGCCCAUGAUUAUUUUUAUCCUGGUUUGGAACGACCUAAUCUCAGAUCCUGUCUCUGAUUUAUACUGUAGAGCUGUUUAUUUUAACUACCCGCAACCAAUCAAAGCUACUGUGUGUGGAAUGUGUGUGUGUGUGUGUGUGUGUUGAGGGUGGGCUGUGUUCAGCCGAGAGAGAGAGAGAGAG
This is a messenger RNA of Hypomesus transpacificus, 4410 nucleotides long. It is a transcript of the gene socs5b, whose product is annotated as suppressor of cytokine signaling 5b. Bases 328 to 2010 code for a protein of 560 amino acids. Lineage: Eukaryota; Metazoa; Chordata; Actinopteri; Osmeriformes; Osmeridae. Gene Ontology annotation, cellular component: phosphatidylinositol 3-kinase complex. Gene Ontology annotation, molecular function: 1-phosphatidylinositol-3-kinase regulator activity. The record is from RefSeq and is a predicted model, not a curated record. Gene Ontology annotation, biological process: intracellular signal transduction; phosphatidylinositol phosphate biosynthetic process. The transcript has 2 exons.